Messenger RNA from Octopus sinensis (East Asian common octopus), 7429 nucleotides. RefSeq names its product copper-transporting ATPase 1. The record is from RefSeq and is a predicted model, not a curated record. Gene Ontology annotation, cellular component: membrane. Gene Ontology annotation, biological process: copper ion homeostasis; monoatomic cation transport. The transcript is spliced from 23 exons. Gene Ontology annotation, molecular function: P-type divalent copper transporter activity; ATP hydrolysis activity; ATP binding. The coding region runs from base 155 to 4474 and encodes 1439 amino acids. Lineage: Eukaryota; Metazoa; Mollusca; Cephalopoda; Octopoda; Octopodidae.
CGUUCACCCUGAAAAUUAAAUCACAUUUCCGUAUCCGUGUUUGGUCACGUGACAUUUGAUGUUUUCAAGGAGGAACUUUUAUCAACAACCGCUAGCAUAAUGAUUUCUUCUAAAUAUGUACAUUACCGUAGGUCUUUUAUAAAAGGUGGUUACCAUGGAGAAAUCGGCAGAUAUCAGCAUUCAAGGAAUGCACUGCAAUUCCUGUGUUGUUAAUAUUGAAGGCCAUAUCUCUAAAGUGAAAGGAAUCAAACAUAUCACAGUGUUGCUAGCUGAAGAGAAAGCAGUUAUUCGUUACAGUCCCACUGAAGUAUCCCCACUUGAUGUUGUUGAAAAGAUUUGUCAACUUGGCUUCAUGGCACGAGUUAAACAAGUAAACCCUGCUAUAGCAUUGGAAACAAAAGAUUCUGAACAAACUUUAGAUUUUCUCUUUCAAAAACCAUUAACUGUAUCAGAAAAGCAGAAUGCUGAAAGCAAGCUGCUUAGUAUUUAUGGAGUGAACUCUGUUGAAUUUUCAAAAGACAAAGACUUAACUGUAUAUUGUCAAAAUUCAAAAAUUAGUGGACUUCAAAUUUCAGAAGCUUUAGAAGCUAUUGGGAUUGAGGUUAACAUGAAAAAAAUGAAUCAAACACAAAGCUUUAUAUCUGAAACUAUUGUUCAAAUUGAAGGCAUGACUUGCCAGUCAUGCGUUCGCACAAUUGAAUCUGAACUCUCUAAAUUCCCAGGUGUAGAUUUUAUUUCAGUAUCUUUGGAAGAAAAACGUGCUAUUAUUCGAUAUGACCAGAAGGUUACUAAUCCACAGGCCCUUCGCAACAAAAUUGAUGACAUGGGCUUUGAAGCAGCUUUAACUGAAAGUGAUUCUUCUGAUGUAGAUUUUGAUGAAAUUGCCAAGCGCAAUGUCCCAGCAGAAAAUAUGUGUAUUAUCAAUAUUAAAGGAAUGUCUUGUAGUUCCUGUGUUACAAUCAUCGAAAACACAAUAUCAGAGAAAGCAGGCAUCAAUAAAAUAACUGUGUCACUAGAGAACAAUAAUGCUCUAGUGAAAUAUAAUCCUGAGAAGUUUAGUCCAGAAUCAAUUGCUGAAGCUAUAAGUGAUAUGGGGUUUGAGGCCGAGGUCUCCAAGGGAGAUAAUCCAGCUGCCUUUAAUCUGAUUGCCACUGUUGUAAUAAAUAUUAAAGGAAUGACAUGCAAAUCAUGUCAGAGCACAAUCCAAAUGAAAAUCUCAGAACACUCUUCAGUGAAAAGCAUUGCUGUUUCACUGAAGGAUAACAACGCUGUGAUUGAGUACUAUCCUGAUACAACAUCUCCUUCUGAACUCUGCAAUGCCAUUGAUGAUAUGGGUUUUGAAGCAAGUGUAGCAGAAGAGAAAAAUAGAAAUAGCAUGGUUAAAAGCCCUGAGACAAAUGUUGCUAUUGAUGUUGGCAGCUCGAUUGUUCAUUUCAGUAGCAACGAUGAUGCACUUGAAAAUAUAGAAUAUGAAAAAUGCUUCUUUGUUGUCACUGGAAUGACAUGUGCAUCUUGUGUUGCUCUCAUCGAAAACAACAUUUCCAAAGUUGAGGGUGUACAAAACGUCCUUGUAGCAUUGAUGUCUCAAAAAGCUGAAGUGAAAUAUGACCCAGCUUACAUUCUACCAUCCCAGAUUGGAAAUAAGAUUAGUGCCCUAGGAUUUGGAGCUACCCUUCUUGAAUCAGAGUCUCUUGGUCAGUCUGCAGUGGAAAUAAUUAUUACAGGCAUGACCUGUUCUUCCUGUGUCCAUCUUAUAGAGUCAACUCUUCUCAAGAAGAAAGGAAUAGUCUCAGCUAAUGUAGCCCUGGCUACCUCAAAAGGUGUAUUUGAGUUUAAUAAUGAAACAACUGGUGCUAGAGAUAUUAUACAAGCCAUUGAGGAGCUUGGAUUUCAGGCCACAUUAGCAACUGAGAGUGACAACAAGGCUGCCCGGUAUGAUCAUCGCAUGGAAAUUAGAAGGUGGCGCUCUUCAUUUUUUUGGUCGUUAUUGUUUGGUCUUCCUGCCAUGGUCAUCAUGAUGUACUUCAUGUUCACCAUGCCUGCUCAUGAUAAUCUACCUCCAGCUGGAAAUGCCACAAACGUGACCACUGUAGCUCCUGGAACAUUCAGAACCCACCGCAAACAGCUGAUGGUUUGUGCUGGUCUUUCCCUUGAGAACUUAUUGCUUUUCAUAUUGGCUACAGCUGUACAGCUUUUGGGUGCCCGGUAUUUCUAUGUACAAGCUUAUCGUUCCCUGAAACACAAAUCUGCCAACAUGGAUGUACUUGUGUGUCUGGCAAUCAGCAUCUCUUAUAUAUAUUCCACUGUUGUUGUUGUUGUUGCUAUAGCUUUAAGGGAGCCUUCUAGUCCUGUGACAUUUUUUGAGACAACCCCAAUGUUAGUAUUAUUUAUUUCUCUUGGUCGAUGGCUGGAACAUAUUGCCAAGGGCAAGACAUCAGAGGCUAUUGCUAAACUCCUUUCCUUACAAGCUUCCGAAGCACUUUUAGUCUACAUGAAAGACGGUAACAUUAUCAAAGAAGAGACAAUAAAUGUUGAUUUAGUGCAGAGAGGAGACAUAUUGAAGGUUCUUCCUGGAGAGAAAAUCCCUGUGGAUGCAAAAGUUAUAGAGGGUUUGUCUUCAUGUGAUGAAUCUCUAAUCACAGGAGAAUCUAUGCCUGUCUCCAAAAAACCUGGGUCGUCUUUAAUUGGUGGUUCCUUAAACCAACUCGGAACGUUGCUGAUAGAAGCUACACAUGUCGGUACAGAUACCACACUGUCACAAAUUGUUAAACUUGUAGAGGAGGCUCAAGUUUCAAAAGCUCCAAUCCAACAGUUAGCAGAUAAGAUUGCUGGUUAUUUUGUUCCAAUGGUUGUGUUUGUCUCUGUGCUCACUCUUAUCAUUUGGAUUAUCAUUGGCUAUCAUGAUAUUAAGUUGAUUGACAAAAGUUUUAAGGAAGAUGGUCCUUUGACAAAACAUGAAUUGAUAUUCCAAUAUGCUUUCCAGUAUGCAAUUACUGUUUUAAGUAUUGCAUGCCCCUGUGCUCUGGGUUUGGCCACACCCACUGCUGUAAUGGUCGGUACAGGGGUUGGUGCCACUAAUGGCAUUCUCAUCAAAGGCGGUGAACCUCUGGAACUGACACAUAAGGUGAAGAACAUUGUGUUUGACAAAACUGGCACCAUCACUCAUGGAAUACCCCGUGUGGCAAGAAUCUGUACUUUUGUUGAGAGUCAUGUGUGUUCAUUUGUGAAGCUACUUGCUAUUGCAGGAACUGCAGAGACCAGCAGUGAACACCCUAUUGCUGCAGCAAUUGUGAAAUAUGCUAAGCAGACUCUUAAAACAGAAAUACUUGGCAAUGUGACUGACUUCCAAGCUGUCCCAGGUUGUGGAUUACGUUGUAAAGUUUCCAGAGUUGAGCCAUUGUUGUCCAACAUUGAUAUUGAGGGUGUUCACAACCGUAGAAAUAUGGCUGGUAGCCAAAGGGUUAAAAUUGAUAACAUUCUUGGUUUAGAAGACAGUCCAAUAAUUGAAAGUAUGGACACUAUUGGUGCUACAGCAUCUCAAACCUACGAUGUAUUCAUUGGUAACCGUGAAUGGAUGCGACGUAAUGGACUGGAGAUCACUCAUAAAAUUAACAGCAGUAUGGAAGAACAUGAGGAACAAGGUCACACAGUGGUGCUUUGUGCUAUUGAUGAUGAGUUGAUGGCAAUGUUAGCUGUGGCUGAUACUGUUAAGAGUGAUGCUCAUUUAGCUGUCAGCACACUGAAAGACAUGGGUCUUGAAGUGAUUCUUUUAACUGGAGAUAAUCAAAAAACUGCGAGAGCAAUUGCCAAACAGGUUGGCAUCACAACUGUAUUUGCUGAAGUCCUUCCAUCUCACAAGGUGAAAAAAAUCAAGCAACUUCAAAAGUCCAACAAAAAAGUUGCUAUGGUGGGUGAUGGUGUUAAUGAUUCACCAGCACUUGCUCAAGCAGAUGUUGGAAUUGCAAUUGGCACAGGAACAGAUGUUGCAGUUGAGGCUGCAGAUAUUGUUUUAAUUCAGAAUAGUCUUAUCGAUGUUGUUGCUGCCAUUAAAUUAUCAAAAAUGACUGUCCGACGAAUUAGAAUUAACUUUUUUGCUGCUUCAAUUUACAAUCUAUUGGGUAUUCCAAUUGCUGCUGGUGUCUUCAUGCCAAUUGGUCUGUCUCUCCGACCAUGGAUGGCUUCUGCUGCCAUGGCGUUAUCUUCUGUUACCGUUGUAUCCUUAUCUUUACUUCUCAAAUUAUUCCAGAAACCCACAAAGAACGAACUCCUCACGCAAGAAUACUUUCGCAAACAUUGUGAAAGAGAAGUUGAAAAUAUCUCCGUCCACCGUGGUAUUGAUGAAUGUCCUCCAAGUCCGAAAGGCAGUCGACAGGGCAGUAUCUUAUCACGGCUGAGUGGCAAGUCAAAGAAGCCACCGACAGCUGAAUCUAACAACUUGCUUCAGAUGGACCCCACAGUUGAAAUUGAAGCUUAGUUCCAUCAUCAUCAUCAUUAUCACUUUUAUGUCUCCUUUUCCAUACUAUAUGGGAUGGAUGGGUGUUCCCCACCACAGUUUGUCAUGUUAUGGUUCUUUGUCAUUUCCUAUGUGAAGUUCAGCCUCUUGACAUCAACAUUCACCACUCCUUCCCCUAUUUUCCUCACUCUUUUUCUACCACCUGUUCCCUCUACUUGCAUUGCUUGGCAAUAGUUUACUCAGUUCUCCUUUUCCUCUGCACAUUACAUACUUCUACCAGUGCAGUCUUCUCUCUUGUACAUUAUAUCGGAUUCUUCUUAUACCCAGCUUUUCCCUCAGUUCAUCUCUGCUGUUGUUUAUUGUUCAUGCACAUCUAUUGGAGCACACUUAUCUCAUCUUAUUUCUUUCCAUCCUCUCCAUUCAAGGGCCAUGUUGUGCUGUUUCCUUUGUCAAUAUCAUCUUUAUUAACUUCAUCAUUAUCAUAAUCAUCAAUAUCAGUAACACACACACACACACAUUUUCUCUCUCUCUCUCUCUCUCUAAAUAUAUGUAUAUAUAUAUAUAUAUAUAUAUAUAAAUAAAUCUGUGUAUGAGCAGUGGAGUUAGCUCUGUUAGUAAAGAACUUGGUUAGUUUUAUUUUUUUAUGGCAUUUAGUUUGGCAGUAAUAUUUCACAUUUUCUGAAUUCAAAUCCUUGGUGUUUCCUUUUGAUUUUUUUUUAUAUAUAUAUUCCCAUCUUCUUAUCUGCUCUCACUUUCUGUCAACAAAAUAAGUUAGUUAACAACAAUAUACUGGGAAUUGGCAGGAGUUUUUGUGAACUGAUCCUCUAAUAGUUGAGAAGAAUUCACAUAUGCAUGAGACACGUGCACUUACACACACACACACACACAUGCACACACACUAUGUUUGUUUGCAUGCAGAUACUUGCUUGCAUACAUACAUACAUACAUACAUACAUAUAUAUAUAUGUAUAUAUAUAAUGGAGAAAUUGUACAAAAUGUAUAAAUGGAUGAUGAGUAAAGCACUGUCACAGUUUCGAUUAUCUGUUGUUAUCCAUAGAUUUACUGCAGGGACUUCAUAGCUUCAUAGUGAUGGUUGGGGUAACAGUAUUAAUUGAAUAGGAGAUGGAAUGUGUAAUAGAUUUUAUUGGGUACAGCACCUUUUGACCUGUUCUGGAUCUCUUCAAGUCUCACUAGAGAUUUCUUGAGUCGGCUUACGUACUGCUAUAUGUCCAUCAAAUUCUUUAAUUUGAUGGACUUAUAGCGGGCUCAAGAAUUAAGCCAACUCAAGAAAUCUCUAGUGAGACUUUUUAUUGAUGUACCUGAAGAGAUCCAGAAUGGUCAAAAGGUGCUGUACCCAAUAAAAUCUAUUACACAUUCCAUCUCCUAUUUUAUUAAUACUAUUUGUAUAUACACACACACACACAUAUGUAUGAGACAUAUCAAAACAAUACUGUUUAUAGUUUGUUGAUGAAGAUUUUGGUCCCACCUCUGAAGUAACUGCCCCAAAUUAAUUUAAUGCGUAAUGGUUGAAAUAGGAUAGUGAUUUUUAUGACUCUGCAUUUCAAAUUCCAAAUCAGUGCAACCUCAUGCUUUGCCACAAAAAAAAAUAUGAAAGAAAAAAAAAACUGACAAUAUUAAGUACCAUUCCAGUCAUGACCACGCUGUCUUUAUUUAAUCUAGGGCUACACACAGUGAGUGAUUUUGAGGGAGAUUUAGCUGUUAUUUUUAGUUGCUUGAGUGACAAUGCAACAGGCUUCUUCAUUUCAUUGUUUUUUAAUGUUCCAAGUGUGGUGGGGCCUAGAAAUUUUCUCUAUUCAUUUUUUUUUAUUACUGAAGCUCCCCUCAUCUAUUGGUUCAUUUAUGCAUGGAACGAACGUUUUUGAUAACUCUUCUUGCUCAUGGCACCAUCAAACAGACACUUUUAUCUGUUGCCAUUUGUAGGGUUCAUCUGUUGCUAGUUGCGGGGUUCAUAUGUUAUCCAGUAAAAGGUUAAUUUGUUUUCAUAUCACUUGUUUUAGCCCCAGAUCAGCCCUCAACAACCAGACCUAUGUUUAAAGUCAUUCUAUACAUGUCCAUCUUAUCUUCUAUUUUUAUUUUAGAUAUGUAAGAUCUACAAAAAUUUUUGUCCUUUUUUUAAACAUUAUAGGGUAUGAUUUAGAGAAAACUUGGCUGCUACAUCUAGAAGGUUAGACAACUGCAUGUAGACUCACUUCCUCUGGUGUUUGUGUGGCACAUAGAGAAUUCUUCACAUCUCACAGUAUUUGCAGCUAGACUGUAUUUGUUCUAUAAUCAAAUUUGUGUACAAUUAAUGAAGUUCACAGAUUUAAUAGCAAGAAAUAAAAAGGAAGUUUGAAAGCCUUUUAUGUGGACUAACAUGGAGAGUGAAUAUAAUUUGCCACUACACAGUAGUCAAACUGAUCAUGGGAAUGUGAGCAGCAUUCACAAAUUAGUUCUCCUCUUUCAUCUCCUCCUUAUAAUCAAGUCAGUAUUUCACAUGUAGGAUUGAAUUUUUUUGUGCUCCAUGGAUGACAAACCACGGAGGAAUGUUUUAACAUAGUAGGUCCUGUAUCUUUUUACACACAUGAGGCAUAAACUUUAGACAAAAACUUAAAACACACAUAUGCACUAAAAUCCCACCAUGGCUCUUUAUACCUUUUCUGCCCCCUCAAAUGUGUCCAGGAUACAUGAAAUAAAUAUCCAUAAUGUAUCAGGGUCAAUGCAGUUGACUAUAUCUUCUUCCUCCAACAAAACUUGACUCUAAAAUUUAAAGCAUAAAUAACAGUGAGCUGGUGAAAUUAUAAGUUCAUCAAAAACAAAAAAAUGCAUUACUUUGUAUUUGUUCUGGCUCUUUACAUCCGGAGUUCAAAUCCUGCUGAGGUUAACUUUGCCUUUCCUCCCCCUGAAGUCAAUAAAGCAAAAUAUCAAGCCAAAAACUGGGAACAGUGUAUCAGCUAACACUCUCCCUUAAUGGUUGGC